Messenger RNA from Rubroshorea leprosula, 1380 nucleotides. NCBI's taxonomy places the organism in Eukaryota, Viridiplantae, Streptophyta, Magnoliopsida, Malvales, Dipterocarpaceae. The record is from the annotation of a GenBank genome assembly.
GGUUUGAACUUCCAAUUGUUCCGCCAGGAACAGUAACUUUCCGUCGGCGGGGCAUAUUGCUGUUUUAGCCCUUACUUGAAUUAUUAAACCCUAACGCUCACUGUCGGCCGUCGGCGAUGGCGAAGAACGGAGCAGGAUCUUUAGAGCAAUUCUCGCGAAAACGCAAGAAAAUGAGAAUCGAAGAUGAUGAUGAUGAUGAUUUAUCAGAGAGCCUUUCUGACAUUGACGAUGCCGAGAUUAGUAGAUAUAUUCAUAGCAAACCGGAGAUGAUUUUCAAGAAAUUGAUUUGGGAAGCAAUGAAUAAGGACUAUCAAAAGGUAAUCCUUCUUCUCUAUUUUUUCUCUACCUGAUUUUAAGAUUGUUUGCAUAUACUACAAAGUAAAAACCAUCAUGUGAACUGAAAACUGAUUGGAGACCAGACUAGACAAAUGUAGGAACUUUUGGCGGGAUGCCGAUGUGGAAAUCCUGCCUUAGAUUCUAGCUAAGGCUAAAUUAAGAAGGAUGGACAGUGAAGGCAGCUGUUUGUGUUUCUGGUGUAGAAAUAAUGAGGUUUGUCAGCAGAUGUGCUGAAGGGUAAACAACAGAAAGGAGUCUCAAGAAUGAAAAAGCCUCCUUCUGUUAAGAAAACUGCUGCUAGCCAAACAAAAAUGCAGAAUGAAAAACGCUUCAGUUCAAAAAUCAACUAUGAUGCUUUAAAUCAACUAAUGAAUCAGCCUGAGGAGGUUCCAGAAAAGUCUAAGGAAAAAAUCAGAGACCCCAACUCUAGCAGGUGCAACGACUCACAGCAUUCCAACCAAGAAUUUAGUCUUGAAGCACAAAGUCUUGAAGAAGGUGAGAACAGCGGUGAGUUUGAGGACGAUAAUGAAUACAACGAAUACACCGAUGCUAAUAUCUAUUAUGAAAAUUGGGAUGAAGAAGAUGGACUAUCAGAACAAUUAUGAUUAUGACGGAUAUUGAUACCUUAGACUUUUCUAAAUGCUUCGGUACUCGUUAAAAGUCUAUUUCUUUUACCAAAUCACAAUGAGGGUGAGGAGCUCUGAAUCUGAGUCUAAUUUUUGGUGCUACGGGUUUAUUUAUCCAUAUCAAUGUUGGUCAAUGAUAUCAGUUUUGAAAAUCUUUGAUGAAUUGAAACGAUAGUGUGGCCGAGAAAGUUUUCAGAGGAGAAGAUUCUAUAAUUAUAUAAGAAAGAAAAAAGUGAAUGUGGAGUGUACUUAUAACAGUUGAUGAUGGAGGAGAGGAUCUUUUGAUAUUAGAAGUUUAUCCCUCUAUUAUUAGUUAAAAAUUAAAAAAAAAUACAGUCUACACAAGGUGAAUUACAAUUCAGCAUUCUCUAUAAAAGAAAAGAAGAUUGUAUGGUGGGAAUAAAAUUUUACUGAUAUA